GAAAUGCACAAUUUUGAAGAUGAGUUAACGUGUCCCAUUUGUUACAGUAUUUUUGAAGAUCCUCGUGUAUUACCAUGCUCUCAUACAUUUUGUAGAAAUUGUCUGGAAAAUGUUCUUCAGGCAUCUGGCACCUUUUACAUAUGGAGACCUUUACGAAUUCCACUCAAAUGCCCCAAUUGCAGAAGUAUUAUUGAAAUUGCUCCAACUGGCAUUGAGUCUUUGCCUGUUAAUUUUGCAUUAAGGGCUAUUAUUGAAAAGUACCAGCAAGAUGAUCACCCAGAUAUUGCCACCUGCCCUGAACAUUACAGGCAACCCUUAAAUGUUUAUUGUCUGCUAGAUAAGAAAUUAGUCUGUGGACAUUGCCUCACCAUUGGUCAACAUCAUGGUCACCCUAUAGAUGAUCUUCAAAGUGCCUAUUUGAAAGAAAAAGACACACCUCAAAAGCUGCUUGAACAGUUAACUGACAACUACUGGACAGAUCUUACACAUUUUAUAGAAAAGUUAGAACAACAAAAAUCUCAUUCUGAAAAAAUGAUCCAAAGUGACAAAGAAAUUGUUCUCCAGUAUUUUAAAGAGCUUAGUGAAACCAUAGAACAGAAAAAGAAAAUUUUCCUAACUGUUCUCUGUGAUGUUGGAAAGAUGAUUAAUCAAGAAUAUACUCCACAAAUUGAAAGAAUGAAAGAAAUAAGACAGCAGCAGCUAGAAUUAAUAACACUGACAACAUCUUUGCAAGAAGAGCCCCCGCUUAAAUUUCUUGAGAGGGUGGAUGAUGUCCGCCAGCGUGUUCAGAUUUUAAAACAAAGACCACUUCCUGAGAUUUACCCUAUUGAAAUCUGUCCUCCAGUUAGCCAGGUAUUGCAAGAAGAAUGGUGCAGAACAGAAAUUGGACAAAUUAACACAGUCCUCAUUCCAGAAAUGAAAAUUUCUUCAAAAAGGGUGCCAUCCUGGCCUGAUAAGGAUGAAAAAGAAGUUGAAUUCUUUAAAAUUUUAAACAUUGUUAUAGUUACACUCAUUUCAAUGAUACUCUUGUUGAUACUUUUUUUUAACCAGCACAUAAUCCUCUUCUUAAAUGAAAUAACUUCAAUAUGCUUUUAUGAAGUGUCUCUUUCUGUUUAUCAAAGUUUUUCUAACUAUCUGUAUGAUUUAAAGGAUAGAUUAUGUCACAAUUUCUAUUUGCUGAAGGAAUACAUGGGGAAAAUAGUUUCCCAGUGAAAAGU
Molecule: messenger RNA, 1217 nt
Organism: Elephantulus edwardii (Cape elephant shrew)
Lineage: Eukaryota; Metazoa; Chordata; Mammalia; Macroscelidea; Macroscelididae
Gene: TRIM59
Product: tripartite motif containing 59
Exons: 1
Coding region: 4-1212 (402 amino acids)
Biological process (GO): cilium assembly
Cellular component (GO): intraciliary transport particle B; centrosome; cilium
Molecular function (GO): zinc ion binding
Source: RefSeq, a predicted model, not a curated record